Canariomyces notabilis is the source of this 1560-nucleotide messenger RNA. RefSeq lists its product as uncharacterized. The coding region runs from base 223 to 1266 and encodes 347 amino acids. The record is from RefSeq and is a predicted model, not a curated record. Lineage: Eukaryota; Fungi; Ascomycota; Sordariomycetes; Sordariales; Chaetomiaceae. The transcript has 4 exons. Gene Ontology annotation, molecular function: oxidoreductase activity, acting on the CH-OH group of donors, NAD or NADP as acceptor; NAD binding.
UGCAUGGGCCAUGGCCAACCCCAGAGCGGGGUCCUCCGCCUUGGAGAUACGGGUACAUAACCCCGUCUCCCUGCCAUGGGGCAAGCGGGGGUCUUUUCUCACGAUCUUGAUGACUUUGGCACAGGAACCAUAUCCUUCAGACAACAUACCUGACGAAUCCUUCACAGUUCACCAGAAGUCCGCCCUAGAGCUAUCGGGGCUCUGCAAAGAAACCCCAUCAGCAUGGGUCGGGAUCAGGAACAGCGGCCCAGGGUUCUCUUGCUUGGCGUUAUCGAACACGCACAUUCCGCCUGGGCGUCAGUCAGCGAGAUCGCCGAGGUGGUGACCCCGGCGUCAACCAACCGGGCCGAGUUCCUCUCCGAGGCGGCGUCGGGGGCGUUUGAGGGCUGCGUGGCGGCCUACCGGACCUUUGACAGCUUCUCGGUGACGGGCAAGAUCGACGUCGAGCUCCUGGCCGCGCUGCCCUCGUCGCUCCGCUUCAUCUGCCACAACGGCGCGGGCUACGACCAGGUCGAUGUGUCCGCAUGCACGGCGCGCGGUGUGCGCGUCUCCAACACGCCCACGGCCGUCGACGACGCCACCGCCGACAUGGCCAUCUUCCUCCUCCUCGGCGCGUUGCGCAACCUGGCCGUCGGCAUGGCCUCGCUGCGCGCCGGCAAGUGGCGCGGCACGGGCGAGGGCGGUGCUGCCGGCCCAGCUCUAGGGCAUGACCCCCAGGGCAAGGUGCUGGGGAUCCUUGGCAUGGGCGGCAUCGGACGCAACAUGGCACGCAAGGCGCAGGCGUUUGGCAUGAAGAUCCGCUAUCACAACCGCACCCGGCUGGAUCAGGAUGUGGAGGAGGCACUAGGGGCCGAGUACGUGUCGUUUGACCGGCUGCUGGGCGAGAGUGACGUGCUGAGCUUGAACCUGCCUCUCAACCCGCACACGCGACAUAUCAUCUCGCGCCGCGAGUUCGCCAAGAUGAAGCCGGGCAUUGUCAUUGUCAACACGGCGCGGGGAGCCGUAAUGGAUGAGGUUGCGCUGGUCGAGGCUCUUGACUCGGGACAAGUGAGCUCGGCCGGGCUCGACGUCUACGAGCAAGAGCCCUUUGUCCACCCCGGCCUGCUCGCGAAUCCCCGCGCCAUGCUCGUUCCACACAUGGGCACUUGGACUGUCGAAACCGAAACCAAGAUGGAGGAAUGGGCCAUCAGCAAUGUUCGUAUGGCUAUCGAGUCGGGGCGAUUGCGCAGUAUCGUACCCGAGCAGAAGGACAUGCGAGGGGAGUAGAGGCAAGUCAAGAUAAAUUGUGCGAGAAAAGACCAAGGACCAAGGAAAGAUGGCCCGGCCAUUGGAGAAAAGGCCCCUUCGUCGUUUGCAACCAACAUACGGCAACACUAGACUACGUGGCGGACGGCCUUUAGUAGAUACUCGGUAUUGUUCAUCGCAACUUGACGGGACUUACCCGCGGCCAGAUGAUGCACAGGGGGAAAGAGAAAGCUAGUGCUUGCAUAUAACGUACGGGAUUAACGGGCUAGAGGUCUGGUAGAUUAGACCCUAUACAAGGCGUGAAUUAUCGAGGCA